GGCUGCCCGAGUCCAUCAUUGCAGCAGCGUGUGCCAGGAGUGGCCAGAGAGUUCUGCACGUGGAUUCGAGAAAUUACUAUGGUGGAAACUGGGCCAGCUUUAGUUUUUCAGGAUUAUUAUCUUGGAUUAAAGAAAAUCAGCAAAAGGCAGAUCUCAGUGAUGAAUGUGAGGACUGGAGAAAACUGAUCCUUGAGGAUGAAGAAGCAAUUGCUCUUAGCAGCAAGGAUAAAACUAUUCAACAUGUAGAAGAUUUCUGUUUUGGAGAGUAAGUAGAAAAGUAGAAAUUCAUGAGCAA
Zonotrichia albicollis (white-throated sparrow) is the source of this 295-nucleotide messenger RNA. NCBI's taxonomy places the organism in Eukaryota, Metazoa, Chordata, Aves, Passeriformes, Passerellidae. The record is from RefSeq and is a predicted model, not a curated record.